UGCAGGCCCGCCUGCACGACCACAGCCUGCUAGUCUCCUAUAACCUCCCAGUGCUUGCCCAGGUUCCUCCACAAGCCACUGCACCCGUCCACGACGACAUCCCCCCACAUCCACCAUGGCGACCCAGAGACCCCAGACCCCCCAACUGCUCUACAAUUCUGUGCCCCAACCCAACGACCCUUCCCACCUUAGUAGGGGCUAUGGUGGUGACACUCACUUAGACGUCGACGCGAACGACUUUGCAACCACACCUGCCAAUCCCCCAGACUCGUCCCCCCUCUCGCAGUCUCUCCAACCUCAGCAACACCAGCGCUUAGGCAGAUUCGAGGAGGAAUUUGAUGCGCGCACCCGGGGAUCUUCGAUCCUCAUGGACGGGGACCUUCCCCAGCGAUCGGCUUCGCGAGCGUCCACACUGAACCAAGGGGCCGCACCCUCACGAAGUGGAACCCUCAAAAAGAAAUCAUCGGUUCGUAGGAGUGGAAGCCUGAAGCGUAGCGGAAGUAGGAGAAGCGUACAUGCAGGUAGCAUUCGUGGCGUGAGUAUCGAGGACGAGGACCGCGAGUCUAGUAGGCACAACAGCGUCUUCUACACGCCCGUUCCCACGUCCGGCUCACCCACCGAAAUUCUAGCCAACCGCUUUCAAGCUUGGCGAAAAUUGCUGAAGGACUUGAUUACAUACUUCCGCGAAGUUUCCACGUCCUACGAACACCGUGCCAAGGCUUUGCUCAAGGUUUCCAACGUUAUCAAUAACACCAACGCACCCUCUGUGUUUAUGACCGAAGGAGGUCUGAAUGAUGCAAACCGCAUUUUGCGAGACUUCCACAAGCAGUCGGUGGUUGAAGCCAAUAAAGCCCGAGAUAUUGAGAGUGAAGUGAUCAAUCAGCUGAGCGGGCUCAGGGCCGACUUGGGCCAGAAGAUAAAAGAGAUUAAGUCACUAUCCGGUGAUUUCAAGAAUUCUGUCGAGAAGGAGAAGGAGACCACGAGGAAGUGUGUUACGGCUCUUGAGGAAGCUCUAUCGUUGGUCGACGCAGAUCCUUCGGCUGUUGCAGGGAAAGGUGAUCCAUAUGUGGUCCGUCUAGGUGUCGACAGGCAAGUCGAAAGGCAAAUCGAUGAGGAAAACUACCUGCACAGGGCGUACCUCAAUCUGGAAAACUCCGGCAGAGAGUUGGAGUCGAUUGUUGUUGGCGAAAUCCAGAAAGCUUACAAUGCUUUGGCAUCCAUCUUAAAGCGUGACGCCGACGAAAUCUAUUCGACGAUUGACAAGCUUCGCAACGGACCGAUUGGAAUGCCGCGAGAUCUUGAGUGGAAUCAAUUCGUGACCAAGGACCCUCACUUUGUUAACCCCAACAUUCCGUUGAGAAGGUUGGAGGAAAUUGAGUAUCCAGGCAAGCACCACCCUGCAACAACGGAGGUAAGGGCGGGUAUGCUUGAGAGGAAGAGCAAAUAUUUGAAAAGCUAUACCCCAGGAUGGUAUGUUCUUUCACCAACACACCUCCAUGAGUUUAAAUCCGCAGAUCGCAUCUACACUCAACCUCCUAUCAUGUCUCUGUAUCUCCCGGACCAGAAGCUUGGGUCGCAUUCCCAGCCCGGAAGCUCAUCUCACAAGUUCGUCCUGAAAGGGAGACAAACUGGAUCGAUGCAUCGUGGCCACACCUGGGUUUUCCGGGCCGAGAGUUACGACACCAUGCUGGCUUGGUAUGACGACGUCAAGAACUUGACGGAGAAGAGUGGAGAAGAGCGAAAUGCAUUCGUUCGGCGACACACUAGAAGUGUCAGCCAAGGCAGCGCACGUUCUGUGAGUAGUGACGGCGGCUUAGAGGAGGAUGAGGCAGAUGAAGUUCCAUACUCUGCGAAUCAUUCAAUAAACCAGGCCGUGAGGGACGAGAUUCCGCAGCGACCAUCACCAGGUGGGCGAUUUCCAAGCGAUCUUCAGGUCAACCAUAGCUUAAUCCCUCCGCCUUCUAGUGGUAGCUCGGACGUCGGUAAUGAUUUAACGACCGCAUCCAGUGGCUUGCAAGGCACAUACCCAUAUGCUGCCCUUCAGAGCCCGUAUGAACCUGUUCAGCUCCCUCAGCAUAGCGAAGAACCAGCCGCCGCUCAGAAUGUCUACGCAUAUGACCAAAACACUCAUAAUCCGUAUCAACAACCUCCCAUAGAAACGCACCAAUCACCAUACUACCCGAACCCUACCCAACCCGCACCCCAGUCUAUUCAUACCGGGGCGUCUCCGCAGCAAUCUUAUGACCCAAGUCCGCCGCAUCAAUCAUAUGUUCCGAAUCCUCAAGACGAGCCAUCAUACCCUCCUCCGAACCCAACUAUUCAGCGGCAUGAGAGUAAUUAUGGCGAUUGGAUGGCACCAGCAGUAGGCGGAGUAGCCGCAGGGGCUUUAGGUGCUGAAGCUUAUCGCCGCCGGCAGCUAUCUCAAGAGCAAGAACUGAGACCGGAGCAGUAUCCUCUCAACGAGAGCUCGCAAGACGUUCCUAAUAGCGAUCCAACAGCGAUCCUAAAAUAUGCUCCCAUUAAUGUAGAGCCUGUUAGCCCAGUCUCUACCGUCCCCACCUCUGCUGCGAAUGAGUCUUUUUUAGACGAAGCUGAGGCAGUUCCCGUCGCUGCCUCACCCAAACCUUCAAAUGGCGGGCACAUCUUUCCGCCCAUAAUGAGACACAAUACUGAUGUUAGUGUCAGUGAUUUACAUAUUCCGGGGCAGUAUCCGAAGACUCCCAAUGCGUAGAAUCUAGCUUUGGUUUCUUUGUCUUAGUCUUGGUUUGAUGGAUAUUGUUACUUAUAUAUGUCUACACGUUACGAAGGGUUGUGAAACGGGCUAGGUUGGGGCUUCUGGGCUUUCAGGGUACGGUCGUUCAGAGCAUAUGCAUGUGUUUUGAUGGGUUU
Lindgomyces ingoldianus is the source of this 2889-nucleotide messenger RNA. RefSeq lists its product as uncharacterized. The transcript has 4 exons. The record is from RefSeq and is a predicted model, not a curated record. NCBI's taxonomy places the organism in Eukaryota, Fungi, Ascomycota, Dothideomycetes, Pleosporales, Lindgomycetaceae. The coding region runs from base 116 to 2731 and encodes 871 amino acids.